GACCCCUUGUUUCUUCCUUUUUGGUGCUUCAAGCCAUCCCUAUAUCCCCCUUUCAUUUUGAAGAAAUGAUUUUUCCACUUGUAGCACUAGGGCCAUAGACCACACACCAAGAGCACUGGGCGGAACCGUUAACAAACGAACAUACACUGAACAUGAGGUGUCUGUCUCACCUCCCAGACACCUCAACUCACCCCUUCCACCAGCGACACCCUGCAUCUCCCCAGACGCAAUCUGAGACUGGGUCUGUUGAACGCUGGGAUUAUCGCCGUGUAACCUACCCUUUCUUAGCUCCCAAACAUUCAAAAUAAAACCUUUAACAAAAGAACCAAAUUUAUCCUCCCACAUCUCACUACCCAAAAUAAAGGACAAUCUAUCAGUUAUGGAUAGAAUAUUCUUCCAUGUGCAUAGAGUAUUGUGACAAUAAAAAUACUCUGGUGGGUGCAUGUGCAGUUGUUUUGUGGGUGGAUCUGGCUUGUAUGAACACACUAAGCAAUCAAGGAAGCACCUUGGCCAAGACUAAAUGUAAACCAAAUGUUGGCUUAUGCAGGCGUUUAUGACAAGCCUUAUGGAGAACGGAAGAAAACUGCUAGCAUGGAGGUGGAUUUCAGUUUCUGUGUUGGUGGCUAUUCUGCUCACAGUGAUGGUAGUGCUACUACUUCCACUGUUGCCUUAUAUUCUCAGAGAUUCGGUUACUGAAUAUGGAAACUAUUCCAUUGACACCAUCACAAGUAAUGAGCACACUGAAGGAAAAGAUAAUAUAACAUGCAGUGACAUGUUCUACCUGAACCUCAAAACUCUAACAUGUCUGCCUCAAUGUGGAGUGUGGACCCCUUUCUCUAGUACUACUACCAUAACUCUUGGUGUCUUAUAUGUGGCGACCGCUAUCAUUGGUCUUGUGGCUGGUGUUGGUGUGCUUGUCCUGGCAUGCCUCAACUGGAAGAAAUAUUUUACCUACCCAACUGUGCUAAUGAUCUAUCAGAUAAUCUAUGGAAUUUUUAUCAUGCUUCUGGGUGUUUGUCAGCCCCUGCUACCCAAGGAUAUGUUGUGCAGCUCACCUAACCUAUUACAAAAUAUAGCUCACAGAAAGGCAACAAUUUUCUGCCAGCUAAACGGUACUUCUCGUUCUAUUGGAAUGAUCUGAUAUAAUUUUUUUCAUGUUUGUUAGGUGCGAUAACAAUGUAUAGUUUCUUGGCAAUACUAAUUUUGUGGCUGUUUCACUGUGCAACCAUAUUCUGGGGUGUGACCUGGCCUUACCACUACUCAGUUGAAAAGACUUCAGAGAGAAUAAAAUACUACCACAUAGUUGCAGUAGUUUCAAGCAUCAUUCUACCACUCGUUUUUGUGGUGACUGUGCAACUCAGUGGAGGAUUUGUGCUAAGUUUACCUUCAUCCCCACUCUGUGGGUUGAUAACUCCUAAAAUAUUUUUUUACACUUUGAUUCUCCCUGUUGACCUGACACUGAUUAUUGGUGUCCUCCUGCUAGUAUCAACACUAUGGAAUAUGGCCAAUGUGGUCAGUAGCUGCACUGUUCUCACAGUUUCAUAAGUAUUAUCAAUUUCUCUUUCUAGCUUUAUAGAUUUUCUGAUAAAACCAAGAAUUAUAAAAUCAGAGCAUCUGAAGUCAAAAUUCUCAUCCUAAUUUCUUACUUCUUCAUUAACACACUUUUUAUCCUGACGACCCUAAACAUUGUCUUAUCCAGUCAACAUAAACAAGUGUUGGACUACUUUCUUUGUGAAAGAGCAGGGAUGGAGGCACAAUGCCCAAAGAGUGGUCUUUAUAAGUUACAGGCGGAAAAGCUAACAUUUAUUCUCAGUGCUAUGUCAAUCACUCUGUUCCCUUGUGUUUAUUUUGUGUUCUUCCUUGACUUUCGCAAGAUAUAUCACAGAUGUAAAUUUAAGCAGAUGACUUAGCGUUAUCAGAUCAAUUUUGGCUAAGUACCCGAACCAUAUCACAUUUCUAUGUAUGCACAUUUUUACUGAUAUUGUUUAGAAAAGCACUGC
Geodia barretti is the source of this 2000-nucleotide messenger RNA. The record is from the annotation of a GenBank genome assembly. NCBI's taxonomy places the organism in Eukaryota, Metazoa, Porifera, Demospongiae, Tetractinellida, Geodiidae.